GUUCAGACUCUACUGACAGAGACGAGAGACACAAUAAAAAGGGCAGCACUAGUGGGUUUGCAGCAAAUAUCUAUAAAAGCUAUCUAUAUUUUUACAUUUUAACAUUCGAAAGGACUCAACUUGAAGUAAAGCAGACAUGUCUACAACACAAUACAAUGAGGGGAAUGUGUUGAAGCGUGUGGUAAAACUGCCACUAGUCAGCUCAGCAUUGCAGCAAGCCUUUUCCACCUACAUGGACGUGAAAGGUCACUAUCCACUGCUCAGGUUUAUGGGCAGUGUAGCCGAGCUGGGUAUCCGCAGUGCAUCCAUGGCAGCCAUGAAACAAGCAGCACCUCUGCUACAGAACCUAGAACCAGAGAUAGAGGCUGUGAACAAUUUUGCUCUGGUGGGUUUGGAGCAACUUGAAAAGUUUUUCCCUAUCCUCCAACAGCCCACAGAUGAGGUGGUUGCUAAUCUGAAGAAUGCUUUCAUCUCGCGGAUAGAUCAUGCGCAAUCUCGUAUGAACGAUGGGCUAGACAGAGCUGCAGACACAUGGGACAAAUUGUUGGAGCUCAGUUUGCGCCUCCUGGAGGCAGCUCAAAAAACAGCAACUGGGCGAGUUAUCACCGCUGGCCUGGACGAGCUCAUCGCUCAAUCAGAGGAGGCAGUUGCUUACUACCUACCCCUGCCACCAACACUGCGUCAUGAGUGGGAGAGAAAAGUGCAGAGUUAUGAAGAUGAAGAGGAUAGCGAUGAUGAAGAAGAAGAGCCUCGGAUGUGGACACGUAUCCGCAGUCUGCUGUUGUGUGUGUAUCUGCAGCUGUACCACAAAUUGAUGAAGCUGAGACAACGAGUGGACAGCGUAUUCCAGACAAUGGAGGCAGCUGCUGAGACGGUGGGUCUCAUGCGGCUGAUGGAGAUGGUAACAUCUCUGCUGCAGCUGCUUCUGACAUUUUACAUGUCUCAGGUGCAUCGCAUAGAGGAACAAAGAUCUCUGCUCAUGGCUCAACUUGCCUCAGGUAUACGGGCACUGAAGGGUCUGCCUCCUGUACAGCAGAUGCUGGAUCUACCUGCUCAGGUACGCAAUAUCAUGAGUGACCUGCUGGAACUGGGACAGAUUCUCAUACAGCUGCUCAUCAACACUACCCCACUCUAUGACCUGGUGAAACAGGUGUCUGAUCUGGAUGCAACCAAUAACCCAACAUCAGAUGAACUUCCUGAUAGUCCAUCCAACCGGGUCUCUGCAAACAGCCUCUUCCUCAAGGCCAUGGAUGGUCGUCCACGUCGCCGCAAGAGCCUUUACACCCGUUCUCGACGUGGGUCUGCCAGCGGCCCUCCAGUCAGCCCAGCUCUGUCUCCAACUUCUACCACAGUUCCAAAUGGCCGUAAGGGCAGUUUAAAGAUAGAUACCCAGAUCUCAGGCCCUCCAGAACUUGACACAAUGCCUGUGCCCACUGAUAUGAUCCGCCGCCGUUCCUCAACCGCUGAGGUUCUGCUGGCACCUAUCAUGCAGUUAGUAUCACAGAGCCAAUGAGCAUUUGAGUUUUUGAGCUCUGUCUCUUCAUCUGAAGACCAGGUCAUUCCAGUGGAGGAAACCACAGAACAUUAGGUUCCACUCUUUUUUAAGAUUUAACACAUAAAUGUAAUCACAAACACAGAAUAGACAGCUCCUCUACAGCCACUCCAAUAGGUCUAAAAAAAUAAAUACAAAAAUUCUACAGUAGGUGGUGAAUAUACUAUUUUAAUAAUUACAGGUUAACUUUAAAAAAUAUAUCUUUAGCUUAGCAUCCAGUAUGCUCAGGCAUUUCAAAAACUAAAAUUAAGCAUUGAUUAGCCAUGUGUACUAAAGCCUGAAAAAACUGAAUUUAGUCCAGUGCAAUGUACCAUUUUGUCACAGCUGCUUUAAUAUGCUUCCGUCUGAUAUUUCAGUGAGAUCUGGAAUGAUUGCUGGGGGUUGAUUUGUUACUUUAAAUGACUUGAGACAACAAGCUGAAAUGAGAGAGCAUAAAGUCUAUAAAUAUGAUUCUGCAAAUAUCGAUAUGUAAUAUGCUAAUAUAUUUCUAUUCCUUGGCUUCACCUAAUAAAAGGCCAGCAUGCAUAUAUAGUUUACACACAUGACUGAAAGAGGAUAGUCCAUGUAGGUUACAGAGUGGAAAACAAAGUGAACUGCUUAAAUGUUCAUAAUUUCAUCAAAUUGAAUUUAAUAAUAUUAAAAUAAAAUAUGGAAAUUUUGGAAUUGUGAUGGAAUAUUAUGAAAUUUAAAUGCAUAAAUCUUAAGUAGGCUAAAAUAGUUUGGGUUUUUUUUAUUGAAAAGUGCAGGUGUCAUAACUGGUUUGAACAGAACAUUGGAAUUAAAAUGGAACUGGAAAAAUCUUUCAGUGAGAUUCUAAACUGCACUUUUAAACUGGUGCAACAUGUAUGGGUGAAUUCUUACCAUUUAGAUGCUUAAGUUUGACAUGUU
This is a messenger RNA of Xyrauchen texanus (razorback sucker), 2440 nucleotides long. RefSeq names its product perilipin-2-like. The transcript is spliced from 8 exons. Bases 137 to 1513 code for a protein of 458 amino acids. Gene Ontology annotation, biological process: positive regulation of triglyceride storage; lipid storage. NCBI's taxonomy places the organism in Eukaryota, Metazoa, Chordata, Actinopteri, Cypriniformes, Catostomidae. Gene Ontology annotation, cellular component: lipid droplet; cytosol. The record is from RefSeq and is a predicted model, not a curated record.